AUGACCCCUGGUGAUGAAGUUGAAGACAUGUUUAUCCUCUUAAAUGAAGUUAAAAAACAGAUACCCUCUGUUUCAGCAGUCUCCUCUGGUGCAAUUGCAACUGACUAUCAAAGAUUGCUCGUGGAAAGUGUAUGUUCAAGAUUAGGGCUUGUUUCUUUGGCAUAUCUGUGGAAGCAAGAUCAGUCGUUUCUCCUUCAACAAAUGAUAAGCAGUGGGAUUGUUGCCAUCAUAGUAAAGGUUGCAUCCAUUGGGUUGCACCCUUCAAAACACUUGGGAAAGGAAAUAGAACACUUGGAGUCCCAUCUUCACAAGCUAAAAGAGUUGUAUGGAGUAAAUGUAUGUGGUGAAGGAGGUGAAUACGAAACAUUAACUCUUGACUGUCCCCUCUUUAAAAAUGCUCGAAUUGUGCUAGACAAAUAUCAAGUUGUUUUACAUUCGUCAGAUCACAUAGCUCCUGUUGGGGUCCUUCAUCCCUUGGCCUUCCAUUUGGAGAAAAAACUGGAGUCUGUGUCUCCAAGUGACAUUGAUGGUAGUGAUGAGGUCACUGUGGGGGAAAUGGAUUCAGUAUACGAAGUACUGGGGGACGGGAACAAUCUCGGUGAAGUGUCAAUCCAGGAAGCUAGUUUAAAUUCUAAUUUAACACUAGACAUAAAACAAAGACUCCGAAUCUCCAAAUCCAAGAAGGACGACACCUUUUCCAUCUCUUGCUGGCUGCAAGAUGCCUGUAACACAUCAGGAGAUUUGCGGGAGGAUCCUAAAGCGGUUCUAAUGAAAAUUGAAAUGCUUCUUGUUGAAUACAAUUGCUCUUGGGAGAAUGUUCUCUAUAUUCAUUUAUAUGUUCCCAACAUGAAUGACUUUUCUGUAGCGAAUGAAACAUACGUGAAAUUUAUUAGUCAGGAGAAAUGUCGCUAUUGUGUACCAUCACGUUCUACAAUUGAACUUCCUCUGAUGCAAGUUGGUUUGGGGAGGGCAUAUGUUGAAGUCUUGGUAUCAGAUGGUCAUAUAAAAAAUGUCUUGCAUGUUCAAAGUAUUUCUUGUUGGGCACCUAGUUGUAUUGGACCAUACAGCCAGGGCAACCUUGCACAAGGAUGUUUUAUAUAUGGCUGGCCAAUUGGGACUUGA
Molecule: messenger RNA, 1122 nt
Organism: Fraxinus pennsylvanica
Lineage: Eukaryota; Viridiplantae; Streptophyta; Magnoliopsida; Lamiales; Oleaceae
Source: the annotation of a GenBank genome assembly